Molecule: messenger RNA, 8584 nt
Organism: Manduca sexta (tobacco hornworm)
Lineage: Eukaryota; Metazoa; Arthropoda; Insecta; Lepidoptera; Sphingidae
Gene: grh
Product: protein grainyhead
Exons: 14
Coding region: 4117-6876 (919 amino acids)
Biological process (GO): regulation of transcription by RNA polymerase II
Cellular component (GO): nucleus
Molecular function (GO): RNA polymerase II cis-regulatory region sequence-specific DNA binding; DNA-binding transcription activator activity, RNA polymerase II-specific
Source: RefSeq, a predicted model, not a curated record
CCACUGCGCUAUCGGCGCUGCUUGUUGGCGCGCUUGGCUGCGCCGCCCGGCCGGUUUUGUAAUUUCGCCGGGCGGACCGUGACGUCACAAGACUAGUUUAACGCGCGUGCGUGACGGCCUGCGCCAGGACGCCCGCGCCGUCGCCGCCCCCGACCUUAGUACCAGUGCGAUGACGUGCUCGCUCGUCUUCUGAGCUACGACUAGAAGUGAUCAUGACAGUGCGACGGUUAUCAUUUGACAUUCAGUUCUCGAUCGCUGCACGUUAGAGAAAAACCAUUGACGGUUCAUUUCUCAAAUUUUCCCUUAUUUCUCGAAAUGUAUGAUACAAGAGAAUUUAGAUCUUGUUGUUUGUAUUUUCGACCCAAAGUAUUGCGUACUUACAUCAUUCAUACGGAUGUAAAAAUGAGUGAUUUUAAUCGAAUACUCCGACGCACAUAACAAAUUCUUUGCCGGUGUGAGUGAAUUAUGUGCGCUUAUGUGUUUUCGACGUGGCCAGCGAGCUUCAGCUAUCUGUGUGUGAGUGCACACACGGACGGCUCGACCCCGCGGCACAGCCUUUUUGUAAUUUUAUUUUUCCUCCUUCAGCAUAGCGAGGCACCGACUCGCGCGGUAAUAUGCCCCGAAUGAUAAAGAUAGUAUUUUUAUUUCAUUAUUUCAAGAGUUAUUUAUUAGAAUUCAUUUUAUUUAGUAUAUACUUACUAAUUACAAAUUGACAGUAAUAAAAAAUCAUAAAUUAUAUGUACUUAGGUAAAUAAAUUACUAUUGCGAAGGGUAGUCUGGAAUUGCAAUAAUACUGUUGGGUUAAUAAUUUAAAACAGUACCUAAUAUUAAAUCAUUCAUAAUGGAAAAUAUUAAAAGACAUUCUAAAUGCGCCUACGACAGAUGCAAGGCUAUGUUUACUGACAUAUAUAUAUCCAUCUACCUCACACUUGUUGGGAACUCAUACCUAUUGUCAUCUCUUUCACGCGUUUCUGCCGCAGCCUCCGCAACAAAGCACCGGGUGGGUAGCUUUAUCUCUCAGUGUGCUUACAGAAGCACUUCUCUUUUUUCUCAACAAUGUAAGUAAUGUGUACCUAUGUCUGUAUAUCGAUUUGGUAUUCGACUAAAAGUAGGUGCUUACAUUCUACCUCAUAAAGUUUAUCGUGACCUUUAAAUCCUUUGGCAAUAUGUAAGUCUUGAUUCCGCAAAGAAUAUUUUUCUGAGAGCUUGAGAAUGAUACGUUUUUGUUGGGAUAGGAUGGGAGUGUGUGUAGUUUAAAAAGUAAUUGGAAUGAUUAUUAUUUGCUAAAAAGUUGUUGUUCACUGACAAGUUUGACAGGCACGUGGAUACAAUAGUGUUAUUACCUGUUUAUACCGUACGAUGGUGCGUCUGCGCUGGGCCGGAGCAGGGCUGCCCGGCUGCUGAACAAGUUCGGGCGCUUCUCGUCGGUCAGGUGCCACUUGAUACUCGUUCUUUUCUAACUGGACUCAAAUCAGCUGUUACUGCGUCGCCCUCGGCAUCUUCAUAUUGUACGUGUGUUGUAUUGUUAUCAUUUUGAUCCGGUUUAUUUUAUCUUCAAUUUAUGUAGGAUUUACGGAAGUUAGGUUUGAACUUCGAGUUGUAAUGGGCUUUUUCUUUUUGCAAAUGAAAGCUUUCUAUGUAGUCAUCAACGAAUAGUCGUUCUUUGAACUUUAGCUUAUUAAGCAAUUCAAUUUGUUGUUACAUAGAAAAAUACACUUUAUAACAUUAUUACACUCGAUUCAGACAAAAGGAAUAUUACGUAGGUAAUCCUAAGUUACAAGUAGUAUAAUUUUUUACCUAUGUGUUAAAUAACGUACCAUAUAGGUAGUAGGCUUAUGGUAUAUAUGUAGAGGAUGUAUCAUACAAGUAUAUAAUACAGAUGAUGUUAUGUAUAGUGCAUGUGUUAAUAAGGAACCCUUAUAAAUUCACUUAUGUCCAUUGGUUGUUAAGUACUUAUAUCUCUCCCCGUUACGUACGCACGCACGGCCAAACUGCGCACUUGUCUACUACAAAACGACAGCGGUUCAGAAAUUUGACAGACAAUUUGUAAAAAACGACUUAUAGCCAAAGGCCCGCAAAGAUCGAUCGAUGAUCACAAAAAACUCUCGGUCGGGUGAAUAUAUUAAACAGUCGGCAAUUUCUCGAACCGUACAAAAGUCACCAACAUAGCUGCCUCAUUAUUCGGCUUAACCAUCCCAUUUAUGUUGUAGACAGAAGUAAAGCCCACCAUGGUCUAUGAUUUCUAUUCCAUACCAAGCAUCUGUAUCUGAUUAUAAUAUAUCAUCAACCUCAGUAUAAAUACUAUAUAGUGGUCUGCCAGAUCAAUCACGGUUGUGCAAAUCCAGCACCUUACAUAGGUGUCUGUUGACUUUUCUGUCCUGUGGAUUGUGUCCGGUGACGAUGGUGCACAACAAUCAACUUAUUAUAUUUUUAUCAUUUAUGCUAAAAAACCUUCCAGUGUUUUCUAUUUUAUGAAGAUAUUGGUCCAUUUUAAUUUCAUUUGUAUAGGGCUUUGGACUUCGAAGAAUUCCUCAAAAUAAAUUAGGUUGAUAAUGAUUAUUUUUGUAUUGGGUGAAAAAAGCCAAAAAUAUUAAUGUUUUAAUUAAAAAAAUGACAAACCAUUACAAUCCAAAAAUUUACUGAAUUUAAAAAAAUAAUAAUUAAAAGAAUUUCUUCUUUCCAAAUUAAAAAGCAUAUUUUAUAUACAUAUUAUACAAUUUUUUUGGUGUCGCUGACUAAUUGAAAUUGCCAGUUAAUUCAGCUAAAUAACGAAAAAUUAAAAUUUAAAUUAGGUACUGAAUUUUUUAAAAUAUGUGUUGAAUGUGGAUAUAAACACAAAAACAGUGAUUGUGAAGAAAGAGAUUACAUUGUUUUACUAAUUUCUUAUUAAUUGUGGAGUAUAGAGAUAUUAAGAUUCAUAUAUAUUAUAAAAUAUGGUUUUUCUUAAUCUCACUUAUAUACUGAUAAGUCCUAUCCUAAUUGCUAAUACCAAUACUUCUCUUACGGUAUUAAUACCCUGUCCAACUUUUUGUCUACAAAAACGAUGUUACGCCUAUAUUAUACUAGGUGUCGCGUGGCUUCGUUAGCUUGAAAAAAUCUUUCGGGAUAAAAGUAGCCUAUGUCCUUUCUUAUAGUUUAUGUUUACAAUGUACCAAUUUUCAUCUAGAUCGGGUUCAGUGGUAUGCCGUGACAGCGUAACAGACAGAUAGAUAGACAUAGUGACUAUCCUAUUUAUACUAUUAGUAGCUCCACUCAGGCGAAAUACCUUUCUCAGAAGAACAGUCCACUAUACAAUUUUACGGAAUAAAAAGUUCCCUGUAUUGUUACUUUGUGUAUUUGUGACCCAUAUUUCAUCCUGGUCUAAUUAGCGGUUUAUGCGUUUAGGUAAUUUGAAUAAACAUACAAACAUCUAAGAAGUAUGAUUAAUUAAAUAAUUCUAUGAAAUUUUUAAACUUUACCACGUCCUAGUUCUGUAGUUUGAAAGAACUUAUAAAAGUUGUUUUAAGCUCUCUUUACUUGGAUAUAAUGACCUCUCAAAAGAUCUUUGAUUUUACAAUAAUAUUUUCAUGUUUGAUUAUUCCAUUUUUUUUAGUUCUUACUGUUUUUUGGUGAACAUGUUUAUUUUACUACUAUCCUGUCCCAAAUACAUUGUUGUCAAGUUUAAGUUCGUAAAUAAUGCAGUUGUAGUGCAGAUUCAGAUACUUUGCAAUUCGCAAAACUUUAUUAGUUAAAAUAUUAUAUUAUUAGAAAGGUUUAGUUUCGUUUAGGAUUUGAAGACGCUAUCAUGGUCGACUAUUUACUUUUCGGAAGAAACUUCAGUAUAAGGAAUAAUCGUAUCUAUUAAAUUGAUUUUCCUUUGGUUUUUAAUAAUGAUAAUAAUGAUAUUGAAAGUUUCGUUUUUUGUUAGAUGUCCAUUACUGACAGACAAAUAUUGAUCACUGACAUUAUUAGAGACGAGCGAGCACAUAUCGCCAUUGAAUUCCGUGAAGAACUGUUCUUCAUAAAAAAAUAGUCGGCUUGUAUUUCAGAAUUUGAAGUGGAGUGUUAAGCGGGGUGCUCCUGAGUGGAGCCUCCGCCCGCACCAAGACGUCUCCCUUUGUGGCGAGGUACGGCGGUAUGUCUGCGUCGCCCCCGUCGGUGGGCGCUUGCGAGGAACGCGCGCGGACGCCCAAGUCGGGCGCCUCGCCUGCUUCCGCGCCGCGCUCGCCCGCGCCCGCGCACGCCGUGCUCGCCACCAUGACGCCCGUGCAGCCCGCGCACGACUACUACCCGCACAAGGUCGAGAUGGACUCCGACGACGGCUACCCUCCCGACGCGCAUUCCUACCGACACUCGCCCCACGAGCUCGCCGCCUACGCCACGGACGGCAAGGUGCCUGUACAGACGGACGUCUACGAACAGGGAAUGGAGUCGAUCGAUGAGAAAACUCCUAUAGACCUGAUAUAUGAGGACGACAAGCAAACAGUCAUAUACACUACGACGCCAGAUCAAAAACGAGUAGAGAUGAUUAGUGGGCAACUGGAAGACGGACAACUGGUAGGUGGAGGCGGACAGCUUGUGGAUGGCGGCGUUUCUGUGGUGGUAGGCGCUCCGGGACAGCCGCCCACGGUCCUCGUGCUGGCGGAUCACGUCGUUGACGAACUCGGACAAGUUAUCACUAUACCCAGGCGACGCAAAGAGGUGAUGGAAGUGAGCGGGGAGCCUUGGCGCGCGUACUACUCGAGCGCAACCGAGCACCCACUGAGCACGGCCACCACGGCGGUGUUGGGCGUAGACGAUCAGCAGCCGCUCACCGAGUACUACAAGCUGCCGCCUCUAGCACAGGAUGCUCACCUCACCUUGCACAAGGAUGCUAAACUCGUCGAUGUCUGGCCGGCCGGCGGAGCACUGAAGGCGGCCAAUGGCGCGCACGGGGCGGAGCUGGGCGAACUGUCGGGCCUGCUCCACGCGGGCCUCGUGAAGCGCGAGCCCGAGGAUCUCAGCCGCAAGGUGGUCGACGAGCCCGAGCCGCACGCGCUCAAGCCGCCGCGACACAAGGUGGCGGUCGGCGAGCCCGGCGAAGCGGCAUCGCCCUCACCGGUGCCCUCGCGGGCGUCUUCGGCCGGAUCGCUUCUGCCAGACGCGGCCAUGUACGCCGCUCAGAUGUUUGCGCCGCCCGGCACCCCCAGUCCCACUCCUUAUGGCGACCAGUAUUCGCGACAGCCGGCCACCUUUGCCAGCGAGCCAUAUUACAGAGAGUACUUUGUCGGCGAAGGAUAUCAACAAAGAGCUGCACCGCCGUACGGAGACGGGGAAUCUACAUCGGCUUCCGCGUUCAGUGACAGAUACGCGGCGCCUCGAUAUCAUAGUAAAAGCGUUAUCGCGGCUGCUGGAUUGACAGUGGAUUUGCCGUCACCGGACAGCGGCAUCGGGGCGGAUGCAGUGACUCCGCGAGACCACACCGCCGUGCAGCAGUCGUUCGACUACACGGUAAUCUGCCAGCAGCCCGGCGUCGGCGAAGACGGCCGGGGCACGCCGUCAGCGCACCACUCGCCCGCACAGGCGCCGCGCACGCGCCCCUGGCAUGACUUCGGCAGGCAAAAUGAUGCCGACAAGAUACAAAUCGCUAAACUGUUUUCCCCCUAUGGCUUCAAGUAUCACUUGGAGACAGCAAGCAGCAGUUCGCAGAGGCGCGAGGAUGACCGGAUCACCUACAUCAAUAAAGGCCAGUUCUACGGGAUCACACUGGAAUACAUUCACGAUCCUGACAAACCACUUAAAAACCAGACUGUCAAGAGCGUUGUUAUGCUAAUGUUCAGAGAAGAAAAAUCGCCCGAUGAUGAGAUUAAAGCGUGGCAGUUUUGGCACGGCAGACAACAUUCCGUCAAACAAAGGAUAUUAGACGCCGACACUAAGAACAGUAUCGGUCUGGCUGGCUGUAUCGAAGAGGUGGCGCACAAUGCCAUCGCCGUCUACUGGAACCCUUUAGAAAGUGCUGCUAAGAUUAACAUCGCUGUGCAGUGUUUGAGUACGGAUUUCAGCAGUCAAAAGGGUGUAAAGGGGUUACCGCUGCACAUUCAAAUCGAUACGUUUGAAGAUCCACGGGACACACAAGUUUAUCACAGAGGCUACUGUCAAAUUAAAGUUUUCUGUGAUAAGGGAGCUGAGCGGAAAACAAGGGACGAGGAAAGGAGAGCAGCAAAAAGGAAAAUGUCAGCAACGAACAGGAAAAAACUGGACGAGAUCUACCACCCAGUGACGGAGCGGAGUGAGUUCUACACCAUGGCGGACUUGAGCAAGCCGCCGGUAUUGUUCAGCCCCGCCGAGGAUAUCGACAAGCUAGCCGGCAUGGACAUACAAGGAUUCUACGGACACGAUGAUGCCGCGCUGGCCGAGGCGCAUCUGAAAGGCGCUUCGCCGUUCCUGUUGCACGCGGCGAAACCUCAGGCGCCCGCUCUGAAGUUCCAUAAUCACUUCCCACCAGACGCGCCAGGGUACCGGGAGGUAGGUGCGCUUUCUCCGUACAGCGACCGCAAGGACUCGUUGGAGCUGGAGGGCGUGCUGGGCAAGCGGCCGCGCACCUCCACGCCGCCGCUCAGCGAGCGCGUCAUGUUGUACGUGCGCCAGGACACCGAGGACGUAUACACGGCGCUGCACGUCGUACCGCCCACCACGCAGGGCCUCCUGCACGCGAUUGAGAAUAAGUACAAAAUUUCAAGUUCGGCAAUUAAUAAUCUUUAUCGAAAGAACAAGAAAGGGAUUACGGCCAAAAUUGACGAUGACAUGCUGGCGUACUAUUGCAACGAAGACUUAUUCCUUCUGGAAGUGCGGCCCGCGGCCACCGAAGAGGAGCGUCUCUACGACAUCACCUUCGUGGAACUGCCGUCGGAACACUAGCGGCCGCUGCUGUCGCGUAUUCCGACGUUCUCGGAGCUAAGGUUCACCAAACGUGGCCACUGGCGCCGCAACAUAACACAAUAUAUCAAUACUUUUUUUACAUAAAUGGACAGUUUAGUACUACUUAAACUUGGAACAUUCCCUUUUAGCACUCGAGUGAAAAUCUUUUUUAAUGGGAUAUUACGUUUCAGAGAGUGUCGAUCUCAGAUUGAAAUUUAUUUUAAGUGAUGUAUCGUCAUAACUAACUGAUUGUCACAAUUUGCCUUGGUUGUAAUUUAAUAAAAGUGGGACCAUAUUGUAAAUAUAUCGUAGCGCCUUAUGAAAUCACAACGAAGCUCAACUAUUUGUAGUGAUGGCAGAAAUAUGUGUUUGGUAACCAGAUGCUUCGUUUAUUGAAUGAUAUAAUAAAUCUUAUUUGUUAAAUGAGUGAUCUGUUGCUAAAUGAAAACGCGCGUGCCAUUCACUUGUUUAUUAAAAUAAGUAUGUAGUUAACGUUUCAACAGGUACCUUCUAAUCUUGCCAUGAUGAUAAAGUAAGAAUUUCUUGUCACAGAUCAUUAAAGGAUAAAGUGCCUCUCUCAUUAUAAUUAUUAUAUUUUUAAUGUAAGUGAGUUAAGUCAAAUUAAAUGCCAUCCACUUUGUUAAGUUUGUAAGCUUAAGUUUGCUUUAUAAGCUCGCUCAAUUCAUUCAUUUAGUACCUAAAAAAGGAUUUUAGUUUUAGGAUUAAACAUUAUGUUCAUUGCUUCCAAUAAAGUGACUAUAAAAUAUUUAAAAACAUUUGAAAUAUUUAAAACAUUGACAUUAAAAUAUAUUACGUAGUUAAGUAUUUAUAAAACCGCAGUAAUAAACGUUUGGUAUCAAUAAAUUUUAAUUUUUAAUGUCCAUUGGUUGUUGGCGUGUUAAAGGGUAUGCUAAAAAUGGAAGCAAUGGAUACGAAUAUGAUUUCCAUGUUAUAAACAGUCUCAACUUUGCAUAAUAUUUACUUAACAUACAUAAUAGUCAAACGCAUAGUCACGAAUGUCCAUCUGAACAACAUUAAAGUUAUUACCGACGGGAGUGGUUUACGUUUAAGUUUAAGAUUUUAUGAUAAUAGAUUUUGUUAUUUUAAAUGAAUUUCGUUACGUAGGUUAUCGGGCCAUGACAACAAUUUAGUUUAUGAAAAGUAUUUUUGUCCAAGACUUAUUAUUUAUAUUAUAAGAUUUCAUCUCAAUUAGCAAUGUAAAUUGACGUAGUGAUUGUCACUUUUGGAUUGACUAAUAUUUAACCCGUACACUACCUGGGACGUCUCAAAGCAUUGUGGAGUUGUUUGUAGUCCAAACCUCUGACCGUCGCAAAGUGGAACUAAGUGACGUGGGUACAUUAUCCGUAGUACAGAACCGAACCGUAAUCUUCCGAAAUAAAUCCAAAAUUUACAUUGUAUCCUUAAGUUUUCUCCACCGAUUUACUGUAUUCGAAAUUCAUGAGAAUGUCCUGUACCUACCGUGGAUAGGAUUGGUCGCAGAAAUAAUCAGCUGAGAUGUAUAAUGAGAAAUGUGCCUAGUGCGAUCGGUUCGAUUAACUGCCAUAUUAUGUCAUAAUUUAGAAUACGUAAUGAUUUUAGAUGUAUAAUUUUAAUUAUAGCUCGUAUUACUGUGUCACAUGUGACUUGCAGGUAGACACCGAAUUUUAUAUUAAGGUAAUGUUAUCGAUAUAUAAUGAUGUACUUUAUA